AUGUUGUUUUAUUUAGGUUACAGUAUUGUGGAUUCUUCAGUCUUUGUAGGUAUCGUUAUUGCUAGAGAUGCCGAUAUUGAAGUUGCUUUAGGGAGUUGUUAUUGUUUAGAUGUGUUUGUAAAUUUCAUUGCUUGGUGUGAAUCUCAUUGCUUGGGUGGUUCCACAUCGAUGAAUUGUCAGAGCUUCGUAUAUAUAUUUUUGUUAUUUCAGGUGUUGUUGACUUGUGCCUUAAAACGUCAUACUAAUAAUCUUGGACCAGAAGGUGGAAAACCACAUAUUGUAGGGCAUCAGAAAGAAAAUACAUGA
Molecule: messenger RNA, 306 nt
Organism: Dentiscutata erythropus
Lineage: Eukaryota; Fungi; Glomeromycota; Glomeromycetes; Diversisporales; Gigasporaceae
Source: the annotation of a GenBank genome assembly